AUGGACGCCCAAGCCUACCUCAUGCGCCACGGCUGGUCCGGCCCCGGUAACCCUCUUAAUCCCAACCGUCGACCCGGCCAACACGGCGGUCUCGGUCUAACCCGACCACUCCUCAUAUCGCGCCGCGAAAACAAAAUCGGUAUCGGACAGACGUCCAAGAAAGAUCCUACGAAUCAAUGGUGGUUACGCGGUUUUGAGGAGGCGCUUAGGGGCGUUGGAAAGGAUGGGACGGCUAGCCCGAAUACCGAGGGAUUGGCGAGGGAAGACAAUACGUUGACGAGGAAUGGAAGCCAGUUGUAUAAGUUUUUUGUGAGGGGGGAGGUUAUCCCGGGGACUUUGUUGCAGGAGGAGGAAACUGCUGAGGGGGUUGUGGUGGAAGUGGAGGAGACAUCUAUAAAGUCUGAAGGGAAGAAAGAGAAGAAAAGGAAGAGGGGUCAAGAAGAUGAUGAGAGCAAAAAGUUGAGGGAAGAAAAGAGAAAGAAACAAAAAAGGGACAGUUCUGAGACCGCGACCUCCAUAGAGCAAGACUCAGAUUCACGCAAGGUCAAAAAGAAAGAGAAAAGGUCCAAAAAGGAUAAAUCCAUCAACGUGGAUGUUUCGGCUACAGAUGAGAUUGAUAGUGCGCAAUCAACAGAUUCAAAAGAACGCAAACGAAAGAAGAAGAAUCGCUCCGAUAAAAUCGACGAUCAAGAUCCUGAUACGGAUAAAAAGUCAGAGAAACGAAAGGAGAAAAGGAGGGCUCGUCUAUCUGAAAAUGAUGAUCAAUCUAUACCUGACGUGUCGGUGCAGGCGGACGACAAGAAGAGUAAGAAGAGUAAGAAGGACAAGAAGGACAAAAAGACAAAGAAAGGGAAGGAGAGAAAAGACAAAGCGGGUUGA
Molecule: messenger RNA, 879 nt
Organism: Talaromyces stipitatus ATCC 10500
Lineage: Eukaryota; Fungi; Ascomycota; Eurotiomycetes; Eurotiales; Trichocomaceae
Exons: 2
Coding region: 1-879 (292 amino acids)
Source: RefSeq, a predicted model, not a curated record